AUGAUGUUUGGGAGUGUGCCAACCGUGCUCGGUCCUCCCAGAGACAAUUAUGAGAAGCAGAUCCCAGCGGAUGCCUUUAUCCACAUCAAUGACUUUGCAAACCCCAAGGAGCUGGCGGAAAGACUGCACUAUCUGGACAAACAUCCGGAGGAGUAUAGGGACUACUUUAGGUGGAGGGCACAGUAUGAGGCAAAGCUGUCCGGGUUUGGAAAAGAGCAUGCCUCGCUGUUAGAUGAGGCAGUGGACCAGGGAACCAGGCACCAGGGCGAACAGAGAGGGAUCCAGCUUCAGCGGAAGGAACACCAGGACCAGAAGAAGCCUCUAAAAAAACCAGUGACCAACUUCAUCGUGAAAGCCUUUGAGAGCUCUUUCUCUGAAUUCCUCGGAGAAAAAAUGAAACCGUCCAUGUUUUAUGGCAAGCGACCUCAAGCUGGACCUAUUGGACCGCAAACUAGAGUUCCCCCGCCCGCCAGUGACGACAGCUGUCUCAGUGACAGUGAUGACGACGAUGAUGAGGACUACACUCCUAAACCCGGUGAUGAAAACAGCAGUAAUAAUGCAUUUUGA
This is a messenger RNA of Knipowitschia caucasica, 567 nucleotides long. The record is from the annotation of a GenBank genome assembly. NCBI's taxonomy places the organism in Eukaryota, Metazoa, Chordata, Actinopteri, Gobiiformes, Gobiidae.